UGGAGCUUACCGAUCCACGAACUCUUUCGAUCCGAUUCUUUUUUUCCGUUGAAUUUUUUUUUCGUUCGAGAAUUUUUCGAUUUGAAUUUUUCAAAUUUCGUUUUAUCAGAAAAAAAAAUCUUGAGUGUGUUCCGUUUAUUUUAUUUCCUCGACGAUUUGUUCUGUGUUUCGCGAUAAAUCGUUCGUUUAAAUAAACUAUCGUUUGAAUUUAUCUGUGAUAAUCAGAAAACGGUUUAAAUUCAAGAAUCCUUCGAUUUCUUUCAUUUGGAACCGAAAUCCAUUUAGAGUUUUUCACGUGUUUUAACAAAUAAUUACUUACUUCUACAAAAUGCAUAUUGUUCGAGUAUUGUUUGCCAUAAGCAUGUCGUUGGUGUUGGUCAGCGGCCAGUUCCUUGGUACCUACGAUAAUUCAUAUCGGCUUGGAUUCGAUUCGUUCAACGAUGACUUCAGGGGAAGUUCACUCGGCGGUUCAAAUUCAUUUGGUGGCUUCAGCGGUUUGGCGAGCAUUCGGGAUCCACGACAAAACAGAGGUCCCGUACAAUUUCCACAAGGCCCAACUGAUGGACCCGUAGAGUCGUCGGGAGUGAUUGUUGGCGCAUCUGGCUAUGGAUUUGUGCCACCAAACAGUCAACAAAACAAAAAUAGAAAAGAACCAGCCGAGCAAAGUAAAACAAAACCAAUUGCAUUCGGAUGCAAGAGUAACACGUUCACACCAUAAUUUUUUCACUCUGCGUACAAUAUCGGUGUUUAGGAAUAUUUUUUGUUCUCUCUUAGAUGUAAGAUAAAUGCAAUGGGGGCAAAAUAAGCCGACAAACACUGCGCACAAAAAGAAAUAAAGAGUCAGUUACUGGCUGGUUGAAGUUGGCAGCAAAAUCGGACACAUCGAGGAAAUUGGCUUGCACACAAUGCUUUAUAAUCUUUUUGUUCAGUUCGUCGCAUGGUUUGGUAGCCGGGAUUUUGACCAAACGGUUUGGUCGGUUAGUUGGUGAUUUGUAUUUUUCUUCUCGUCGCUUGGUUUGGGUUUCAGUUUCAAUCAAUUUUCUGCGUUAGUAUUUAUAUCUGUUGUUUAACUGACAUUCAUACGAGUUGAGUCAUUUUAUACUUGUUAACUGUGUUGUUUGGCCACAUGAAUUACCGUUUCAAUAAUGCUAUUCUGAAAGCUAUGCGUCAUUUAACUGACAAAUGACUGCACUAAACGAGCACGAAACGGAUACUUUAACUGAGCACAACCGUUUUUUUUCUCUCGGUGUGUAGCAUAAGAUUGAAUAAAUGAUGGAUUACUUACACACAAAAUAUAUAAAACAAAACGAAGAAAACGAACAGAAAAUAAAGUGUAUCCAAACUGAAAAGAAGAGAAGAAACAAAAAAAAACGAAUAAUAAUAGCAACAACAAUAUCAACGAAGAAGAAUGACUUUGCAUACAUAAAAUGGCAAGAGGUAAAUCUGAUAAUAUGCACAAUUGCAAUUUGACUGAAACACGCGCGCAAAUGCAAUUAUUACACAAUUGUUUUUUUUUUUCGUUGUUGGUUUGGGCUCUCUCAAUUGGUGGAAUGAGAUCCAUUCGGUUUUCGCAUUGAAAGUUUUUGGCAAAUGAUUAACUUUGAAUGAAAUGUAAAAAAAGUCCAUUUCGCUUGACCUACACAACAGCUACACACGGUCUUUUAGAUAUUGAGCACAUUUUAGCAGACAUCACAUUAACAAAUGCACACACAUCCACUUCUACGCUUAAGUUGCAUUUUGUAUGUCAUUGUGGACACGGAAAAGCUGAGAACAUGCACUAACAUCUGACCUUAGCACAGUUAUUUCAUGAAAAUGUGAAAGAAAAAGGGAAAAACAUCGGCAAAAAUUAUAAUGUUUGAGAAAGUAAGAACGGAUGAAGAAAACUGAAAUCAACGAAAAAAAGAGCAUAAUUUGCUGUUUUUACAACGAUUUAUCAGUGCAUUGGAUCGACACCUGUUACAAUGUUUCGAUUCAUAACAGCCACGGAAAAUUCCCUUCCUUCGGUCUAACUUGCCAUAUGAAAAUGCCUUCGUUCACUCCAUCCAAUUCCAUGAAAUAGUUUUCUGAAUAGCACCAAUUUUUUAUGCAAAACAUAGCCCAAUGCUUGCACAUGGAAGAUAGAGCGAGCGACAAAGCGAAAGAGAGGACGAGAAUCAGCCUGAAAAAGGGUAAUACAACUAAAACAAUCUGAAUAUUGAAAUUGCCGUAAUAAAGCAAAAAUUAUCGUUCGCCGAUCAUUUGUGCAAUUAUUUAUUGCACAAUUGUAGAUCGAAUGCUAUGUGUGUGCUCGCUCAUUCGGUCACAUUAAAAUUCGCGCUCUCUUCAGGUGCAAUCAUUUCAUCUGGCAAAAUGUGUGCUUUCUGUAUUUCGUUCACAAUGACGACGACUACGGCGGCGAGAAAAAAACAGAGAAGUUGAAAUACAAUUCAGUCACAAAGUGAGCACAUUUGGUAUGCAUGUUCCAUGGAUGCGGCAUUUUACACACGGCCGUCUGUCAUGCUCACUUAUGCUUCGAUUACUUCACAGUUCACAAGACAAAAUCAAAAACCCACAUGAAUGUCUCUUUUUUGUGUUAUAAAUCCAAAUCUUUUUACAAAACGCCACAUUAAAUACACAUAGAAACGCCGCUUUCUUUAUAGCCAACAACGACACACAUGAUCCAUACACAAAUAUUAGAUGACGCUCUGAAUCUGCCCUUUGAUCUGAUUUUAACCGAAACAUUUAUCUACGUUUUUUUGUUCCUCUCUUUUUCUCAUCACAUUUUUUUCUACUCUCU
Molecule: messenger RNA, 2776 nt
Organism: Sitodiplosis mosellana (orange wheat blossom midge)
Lineage: Eukaryota; Metazoa; Arthropoda; Insecta; Diptera; Cecidomyiidae
Exons: 4
Coding region: 329-718 (129 amino acids)
Source: RefSeq, a predicted model, not a curated record